AUGAGUUCACAUCGCGUGGCGAAGUCCUAUGCAAACCCUAUCAUCACCGGAUUCAAUCCGGACCCUUCGAUCGUUCGCGUCGACCAGGAUUAUUUCCUGGUCACGUCGACAUUUGAGUAUUUCCCGGGGGCGCCAAUAUAUCAUAGUACAGAUCUGGUUUCAUGGAAGUUGAUUGGCCAUGCUCUGACGCGACCAAGCCAGCUACAGAUACACACCCCGGAGCCAGGUAGUGGCGUCUGGGCUACGACAAUUCGGUAUCAUAAUGGCAUAUUUUAUGUAAUUACUGCAAGCUUUGAGCGUUAUCGUCCCCAGGAUGAUGAUCGGGUGUGGCCGCGAGGAUUCUAUGUCAAGACCGACAAUAUUUGGGACACGACUUCUUGGUCGGAUCCGGUAUAUUUUGAUGAAGUAGGAUUUGAUCAGGAUCUCUUCUGGGACGACGACGGAACGGUAUAUCUUUCCACAACCCGCCGAAAGCUUCACCGCACGCCGGGCGUCAACCUGAAAGAUUUCGCCAUUCAUAUUUGCACCGUCGACCUUGAGACCGGAAACUCUAUCUCUGAGCCGCGCCUUAUCAGAGAAUCACCAUCCGGUAUAUCUGAAGGCUCACACAUCUUCAAGCGGGGCGAUUACUAUUAUCUUUUCACUGCCGAGGGUGGUACCGAGAGCGGACAUAGUGAAUGGGUUUGCCGAAGCGACAAAAGCCCUUUCGGGCCAUGGGAGGCAGGACCUAAUAACCCACUGUGUCACAAUACCGUCGAGGAUGAUGUACAGAAUAUUGGUCAUGCGGAUUUCGUCGAGGACGUUGACGGCAAUUGGUGGGCUGUGCUUCUCGCCGUUCGUCCCGUCAAGAAGAGCAAGGGAAAGUGGGAGACAUCUGUAUUCGGUCGCGAAACAUUCUUGGUUCCGGUUGACUGGGUGGACGACUGGCCUGUCUUCAAUGGAGGCCAGAAAAUCUCACUGCAGUCCGGUCAGCCGGCUGUUGCGCAGAAGAAACCAAAGAUCUGGAUAGACGAUUUUUCAGACACAGAUUUGCAACUCGGAUGGUAUCGUAAAAGCAAGUACAACUUCCUCUGCGCUGAUACGCCUAAGAAACGAGAUUAUUCCUUGAUUGGAAGCCCAAGUCAUCUCCGAAUUCACGGAGGCCCAUAUCAAUUAUCUGAUCCAGCAUGCCCAACGCUUUUUCUGCGCAAACAAUCCGAGCGUUUUUGUACUUGGGAGACCCGUCUGUCGUUCACUCCCUCCUCGCUGUAUACAGAGGCUGGAACAGUUGUGUGGAUGGACUAUUUCACAUACAGCACUAUUGGCAUUCGACUUAAGGACUAUAACAGCAGUGGCACUAACGAUUCCCCUAAAGGAAAAGCUUUGCGAAGAAUAAUCCGAUUUACUCCUCCAAUUGGAAGUGGCGUUGACGUGAUUGAGCACGAACUCAAAAGCUUGGACUCCGAUAUUAUCCUACAGAUUAAUUGCGGAGAUCGAUAUCGAUUCAGCUUCAGAGAAAUUAUCGACAGCGAUACAACGACUCAUGAGCAAUUUCAGUACCUAGGCGAAGUGACUAAUGAGAUAAUGACGAGGCCACCUCCAAUUGGCCUUCAAUUCACAGGCAUUAUGUUGGGAUUAUAUGCGUUUGGCACAUACCAUCCCUGUUCCACGCCAGCGGACUUUCACUAUGUUCAAGUGACCAAUACCUCUCCUAAAUAUAAAUAG
This is a messenger RNA of Talaromyces amestolkiae, 1704 nucleotides long. RefSeq lists its product as uncharacterized. Gene Ontology annotation, molecular function: hydrolase activity, hydrolyzing O-glycosyl compounds. The record is from RefSeq and is a predicted model, not a curated record. The coding region runs from base 1 to 1704 and encodes 567 amino acids. The transcript is spliced from 4 exons. Gene Ontology annotation, biological process: carbohydrate metabolic process. Lineage: Eukaryota; Fungi; Ascomycota; Eurotiomycetes; Eurotiales; Trichocomaceae.